Symbiodinium pilosum is the source of this 1377-nucleotide messenger RNA. The record is from the annotation of a GenBank genome assembly. Lineage: Eukaryota; Dinophyceae; Suessiales; Symbiodiniaceae.
GAGUUUGUUGGUGGCAUCCUCGCGGCGAUGAUGUUCCAGGUGACCCACCCCAAGGAGCUGGGGAGGGCGGGAAUGUGGAUUUCAGCCUUCGCUGCCGAGUUCCUGGGUACUUUCGUCCUGGUCUUCACUGUGGUUUGCAACGUCCUUGCCGGCGAUGCUAACUGGUCGCCAACAUCCAUUGCCUGCUCGCUGAUGGUCAUGAUCUAUGCCACAGGUGGUGUGUCUGGCGGCCACCUGAACCCGGCGGUGACCUUCGCUGUCACUCUCGUUAACAACGACUGGUCCGGCAGGUUCUUGGGAUACUGGUUCUCGCAGAUUGCGGGCGGCAUUGCAGCGGGCUUCGCCGGGUGCAGCUUGCACUCCAGCGUGGCAAACAUCGAGCCAAAGGAGCCUUACCAGACCUCCCAUGCCCUCAUGGCUGAGUUGAUCUACACCUUUAUGCUGGCCUUCACCGUCCUGAGUGUGGCCGCCUCCAAGCGCAACAACUCACCCAAGGACGGGAACAAUUUCUAUGCCCUUGCCAUUGCCUGGACCAUCAUCGCUGGCGGCUACGCGGUGGGCGGCGUCUCUGGAGCUGCCUUCAACCCAGCUGUAGCCAUCGGCCUCGAUAUUUCCAGCUACAGCGUGGGUGUUGGCUUUGGCUUCCUGUGGGCUCUCUUUGAGCUGUUAGGAGGAGGUCUGGCUGCAGCACUCUUCCGCAUGCUUCGGCCGGAGCAAUCCCUGGAGGGUGAGGCCCUGGAGAGCUACCAGCCCUCCAUCUUUGUGAAGUUGCUUGCUGAGUUUGUGGGUGUCUUCAUGUUGGUGCUCACUGUGGGCCUGAACCUCGUCAAUGAUUCGCCGGCCACGGCCUGGUCUGCGGCCGCGGCACUCAUGUGCAUGAUUUACUGCCUCGGAGAUAUUUCCGGCGCACACCUCAACCCGGCGGUGACGGCAGCGGUAGUUGCCAGCGGCCGGAAGCUGUGUAGUGGCCUGGAGGGCGUGGCAUAUGCAGCCACGCAGUACUUGGCCGGCGCCGCGGCUGGGCUCGUGUACUCCACGUACCAUGCGGCCGGACCGAAGGCCGAGGCCUUGAUCGGCCUUGCGCCGGGCAAGGGCUACACUCUGUUGCAAGCCGGCCUGUCCGAGUUGGCUGCCACGAUGCUCCUAGCCUACAUCGUGCUCAGCUGCGCCACUGUGGCCCCAGCGGGCGGCAACACCAAGACCAAGAAUAGCUUUUACUUCGCCCUGGCCAUCGGCUCCUGCGUGACGGUGGGAGGAUUCUCUCUUGGUGCCGUAUCUGGAGGCGAGUUGAAUCCAGCCGUGGCUUUGGGAAUCUCUACAGCCAGCAGUAUGCACCACCCCACGAACAUGGAGGGCGGCGACUUCUUCUCCAAUUUC